AUGUCCGAAAAUUCAAAUAAGGCAUCUAAUCUUUUUCGAGCUCGUGAACAAGAAUGGCCUCAUCAACGAUAUGUUAUUAAUCCAACAUUUUCAUCUGCUAAACUUAAAUUUAUGUUUCCACCGAUCAAUGGAUGUAUUGAAGCUAUGUUAAAUCAAUUGUCACAAAUGAUGAACGCUGAACAACAACAUGAAGUCAACAUUUAUGAAUUACACAAACGAUUGACGAUGGAUGUUAUUUAUAAGAACAUCGAUCAAACUUUGGAAGCAUCUGUCUAUGAUAAAACAUGGACUUGGAAUGAUUUAUAA
Molecule: messenger RNA, 306 nt
Organism: Rotaria sp. Silwood1
Lineage: Eukaryota; Metazoa; Rotifera; Eurotatoria; Philodinida; Philodinidae
Source: the annotation of a GenBank genome assembly